Molecule: messenger RNA, 1491 nt
Organism: Torulaspora globosa
Lineage: Eukaryota; Fungi; Ascomycota; Saccharomycetes; Saccharomycetales; Saccharomycetaceae
Gene: RKM3
Product: protein-lysine N-methyltransferase
Exons: 1
Coding region: 1-1491 (496 amino acids)
Biological process (GO): peptidyl-lysine monomethylation
Cellular component (GO): nucleus
Molecular function (GO): protein-lysine N-methyltransferase activity; protein binding
Source: RefSeq, a predicted model, not a curated record
AUGAACUUGGUGGAAUUGCCACCGAUUGUGCUGUCAUUGAUGUCCAACACGCUGUGUGAUGAUCUGUCGGGGGUGUUGCAGUUUGUUAGAGACUGUCGCGACAGUUUUUGGUCGCCGGAGUGUGAAAUAAGAGAGUCUCCAGUAGGUGGUGUUGGUGUGUUCGCUGGCACGGACAUUAGGAAGGGGAGUACUUUGUUGAAGCUUCCGAAAUCGAGCCUGUUUUCGGCGUCGAAUAGCACAAUAGCGAACUUGCUGCUCGAUGACGAGAUUGAUGGGAUUCUGGCGUUGAACAUCGCUUUUAUAUAUGAGACGACGGUGUUCAGAGAAAAAAGCCACUGGGUUCCCUAUCUGAAGAGUAUACGCAUUUGCGAUGAGCAGCAGCAGCUGGUGCUGCCGCCUGGUUACUGGAGCGACGAGGCCAAGAGAUGUCUGCGGGGCUCAACCUUGGAUACGCUGCACGAUGGACUGAGAUCGGAGACGGAGGUGCAGGAAGGGUUUGAGCUGGCUGUCGAUUUAGCCAGGAAAUGGAACCAGGAGUUCGGUCUUCCGAUUCCCCAGGGGUAUCUCGACGUUCGGCCGGACGACAGAGACGACACCAUCCUGAAGUUCCACAGAUUUGUCGCGACAGCGUAUGCGAUGUCUUCUAGGGUCUUCGAGAUAGACGCGUAUCAUGGGAGCGCGCUGGUGCCGAUCGCGGACCUGUUCAACCACAGCACGACGGCGCCCGACGUUCGUUUUACCUCGCUCUACGAGGUGUGCCCGCUGUGCGGCGAGCCGGGCAUGUGCAAGCAUCUGGUGGCCGAGGCCGCGCUGGAGGCGCAGGAGAACGGCGGCUCGUCGCCGCCGGGCUCUGACGCCGAGUCCAGCGACGAGGAGCACGACCCGUCCAACGAAGACGAGCUGGUGGACAUAACGCUCGAGCGGGACGUCAAGAAGGGCCAGGAGAUCUUCAAUUCGUACGGCGAGCUGUCCAACGCGCUUCUCCUGGCUCGCUACGGCUUCACCGUGCGGAACAACCCUCACGACAUGGUCCAUCUGGGCAACGAGGUCAGGGCGCUGGUACGAACGCACGGACGCUACGCGGCGAGGACCCAGUGGUGGAGCCGAACCGGCUGGAAGGCGUACUCCCGCUGGAGCGCCGCCGAAGUGCAAACGCCCUGGCUGUCGGAGAUCUUCGUCGACUCGCGGGGCCAGCCCUCGGACCCGCUGGCAGCAUUCCUCAAUCUACUCGAGAUGCCAGAAACGCAAUGGCUGCAGCUACGCAGCGCUCCCACCCCCAGCAACGCCCCUGUCCACCAGCUACAAGACAUGGGCGACGUCGGAACCAGAGCCCACCUCCUACGACUCCUUGCCUACAAGAAACUUUCGUGGCGUCCGUCGCCAGGCGGCGUCCCGCCUGCUGCCAGAGUUAUCCUCCACUCUGAACGCACAAUACUGCGCAGGGCACGGUCCAGAAUGUACCGACGCAACUCGUCAAGAUAUACAGACUAG